Molecule: messenger RNA, 1494 nt
Organism: Toxorhynchites rutilus septentrionalis
Lineage: Eukaryota; Metazoa; Arthropoda; Insecta; Diptera; Culicidae
Product: thiamin pyrophosphokinase 1
Exons: 4
Coding region: 291-1196 (301 amino acids)
Biological process (GO): thiamine diphosphate biosynthetic process; thiamine metabolic process
Molecular function (GO): thiamine diphosphokinase activity; ATP binding; thiamine binding
Source: RefSeq, a predicted model, not a curated record
CUCUUUUUCAUCAUUACACUUCUCUAUCAUUGGCAUAUUUCUUUUACACUACCCACUCACUAAAUCGUCAUCGAUGUUUUCGCAUUGAAUCGAUGCAAUCCAAAUCAGCCAGAGAGUACCAAAUAUUGUCGGUAUUACAACAUUGGUGGAUAGCAGAAGUUGCUUGAGCUACGUGAAAUCAACAAACAAAAAAAGUCGAAUAUUGGUAAAAUUCGUAAAAUUGUAAUCGACAGACGAACGGAGAGCACGUGUGCAUUUCCCACAACCGCCAGUUAUGCUGUUCCGAGACGAUGACGUCGAGGGCAUCUGAGAUGUGCUAUGGAGUGCUCAAUAGUAAACACAGUAGGCUUCGUGAUGUUCGACUGUUUGAUACGUUCGACAUGAUUGGAACUUGUGUUAGAACUUUCAUUAGAACUUUUACAUUUCAGCUGACCAAUAUAACUACAUGGACCCCGGUUGAUCUGAUAGAUGCCACCCAUGGUGGCGAAGGACUAGCGGUGAUUCUACUCAAUCGACCAAUUUUGCUACACAAGGAAUACUUCCGAUCCGUAUGGAACAAUGCUACGAUUCGAGUAGCUGUCGAUGGAGGCACGAAUCGGUGGGUGGAUUUUGUGAAGAAUCAAGUAAGCGCCGAUGAACAUCUCAAGCCACCGGACUUGGUGACGGGUGAUUUUGACUCAUGUACCGAUGAGUCUAUGGCUUACGUGACGCGGUUGAAUUGUACCAUUAUCAAAACCCCCGACCAGAAUGCUACCGAUUUCACUAAAUCACUGAAAGCACUGCAAGACACCGAACGUGGCGCUGAAAUUAACCGGGUGCUUGUGCUGUGUGAAAGUUCCGGUCGGCUGGACCAAAUCAUGGCCAACAUUAACACACUCUUCCUAGCACGUUCCAUACUGCCGAAUGCAUUUGUUUUCUUACGAUCCAGCAAUUCGCUCAGUUGGCUACUGCCAGCUGGCAACCAUCGGAUUAACAUUCCUCCUCGGUUAGUUCAUGAGCGCAUCUGGUGCGCCCUCAUUCCGAUUGGGAACCGUGCCGUCUGCAGUACCAGUGGGCUUCGCUGGAAUCUGAACGAUCGGGUGGUCGAGUUUGGCAGUCUGGUGAGCACUUCGAAUACUUACUCGGAUGAGGAGGUAAAUAUUCGGACGGACAGCAAUCUGCUAUGGACCAUGGGCACAACACCGAAGGACAUGUAGGAAUCCAUGUUCGAAGAAGGAAUUGCUUUUAUUAUUAUUCGUAAACAGAACUUCACUGUCACAAGGGCUGCGCUUAAAACGCUUAUGUAUCUCUCUGUAAUUAUUUUUUUCCCUUGUUUUCAAUUGAGUUCAUAAAAAGUAUGCAACUUAAAUUGCGUAUAAAGCGAUCAAUUAAUGGUGGUAAAGUUUUAGAAGGGCGCAUAAUGAAGAUGAAGGUAUUAUUACAAUAUGAGAUCUGUUAACUUUCUGAAUGAGACGUGGUUAUACAAUGACAACAAUAAAAAUUCAAUUAGUUUGA